UUAGAGAACAAAGCAAUAUGGAUUAAUUUAGUUGGGAUUCGUUGUAAUAACGAUUUAAUCCAGAAGUAUGGUUUUUUUUGUCUGAAGGAAGAAACACUUAAUAAAAUAAUCACCAUAGUUACCGUUGGACUAAUUAAUUUGGAUUCUACUGGAUGGCCUAAAGAGUAAUAAAGUAAUGACUGAACUAAAUGAAUAUGCUAAACUGGUCCCCCAGUGUGUCGACUCAGUUUCCUGCUCUGUGGAUUCAGACCUCUCCUUUUGUCCUCUGCUCUCUGAGCCACACAUUUAGAAGAAGACAUUGUUUUGUAAGUCAUAGACUUCUAACUCGUAUUUCUCACCAUGGACGGUGCAUUGACUACUGAGCAUCAGGAGGAUGGGUCUUUGCGGAGGAGAAAGACCGAAGACGAAGGAGAGGAUCAGAUCGGGAGCAAGUUGUCAAAAACGGAAACCACCGGUUUGGAGUCUUGCUUGGAUGAGCCAGUUGAGUUGAGAAGUGUUCAUGAAGUCAUCAAGUAUGGAGCCUCGUCUCUGCCAGCUAAGCACUAUGACCCGGACACCACCGAGCCAAUCAGCUCCGGCCUUCAGUCCCUGGAGGAGCUGUUGUCGUGGAAACGCAGCGAGGCCAACCCCUUCAACGUGGCGACGGUGCCCCUGGCCAAUCGGGAGCCUUCUCUGACCAGCACGCCGCACCGGACUCUGGUGAGUCACGACAUGAUGGGCGGAUACCUGGAUGACAGGUUUCUGCAGGGAGCAGAGUCGGAUGCUCCCUAUGUGUUCUACCACUGGCAGUACAUCGACGUGUUUAACUACUUCAGCCACAACACGGUGACCAUCCCCCCGUCCGUCUGGACCAACGCCGCUCACAGACACGGAGUCAUCGUCCUGGGCACCUUCAUCACUGAGUGGACGGACGGGGGGAAGAUGUGCGAGGUCUUCCUGAAAGAGGAGGAGUCUUACAGGGCCGUAGCUGAUAGGCUGGUUCAGAUAGCCCACUGUUACGGCUUCGAUGGUUGGCUGAUAAACAUCGAGAACCCUCUCGGUGAGACGGCUGUGAAGAACACUCCUCUGUUUCUACGUUAUCUGACGGACCAGAUGCACGAGAGAGUCCCUGGUAGUAUGGUGUUGUGGUAUGACUCUGUUCUGGAGAACGGACAGCUCAAAUGGCAGAAUGAACUCAACCCAUCCAACAGAGUGUUUUUCUCAGCGUGUGAUGGUAUCUUCACCAACUAUAACUGGACAGAGCAGAACCUGGAGGGAAUGAAGGCCUACUCAGCUGCUCAGGGCCGGCUGGCGGACAUCUUUGUUGGGGUGGACGUGUUCGCCAGGGGAGAGGUGGUGGGGGGGAAGCUGGAGACUAAUAAGGCUCUGGAGAUGAUUCGUAAACAUGACUUCUCCACGGCCAUCUUUGCUCCAGGCUGGGUGUACGAGUCCAUCCCAGACAAGACUGACUUCAGGAAGGAGCAGGACAAGUUCUGGUCUCUUCUGUCUGACUUCCUGUAUGUCCACCGGCCCUCGUCGCCCCUCCCUUUCGUCUCCUCCUUCUGCCAGGGUGCUGGGACCAGCCUCUACUGGAGGGGACAGCGUGAGGUGGAUCGUAGCUGGUUCAACCUAGAUGCCCAGGAGCUGCAACCCCUAUACUACAGAGAGACCCUCGAGGGGGAGGGCUGGCUGAGGACCCAGGGCUGCCCUGAAGAUGCCUGGAGCGGGGGCAGCUCUCUGCUCGUAGAGGGUGUCCUACCCUCCAUGCUGUCUAAAGUCUGCGCCAGGAUCUUUUCUCUCCAGGUGCCUCUAUCCUCCAGGGUCUUUGUGUCUCUGAUCUAUAAGCCGUCUCCUGGGGUCACUGUCUCUCUGGAGUUAAAGACUGCUGAUGCUACACUCUGCACACACAGAGGUGUUCAGGAUAUACCUACCAGCAGUAUUGAGCCUGUUGCUUUAACAGAGGACCACCAGUUGAUGAGACAGUUCUCUCAGAGCUGUGGACAGUGGAACCCAGACGGAUGGACUGUCAGGUGUUCCCAGUUGGAGCUGCAGGGCUGUGCUCUGAGGGAUGUGUGUGUCAGCGUGCAGCGUGAUGGAGGAGAUAAGGACACACCUUUCAAAUGCCGGGUCGGAGAGAUUAUGAUCCUGGAUGCUGAGUCCCUCUCCGUUCCUCCCCUCCCAGUGCAGAGUGUGUGUCUCUAUGACGUGGUGUGGCUGAGGGGCGCCAAUAAACUUAAUCUCAACGCCACCCUGCGCUGGCGUUACCCUGCCCAACUCGUACGCCACUUCCUGGUGUACUGGCGCCGGCUGAGGGGUCCAGACCCCCGGAUCCCAUCUGGCAAGCUGGCCCUGAUUGGCCGAGCCUACUGCCCCUUAUUCCGGGUGACCGAGCUGACGGUUCCAGAACCUCCAGGUCUUCUAGAACUGGUGGUGGAACCCGUGUCCCGGGAGGGCUUCCGUGUUCCUGAGUCCCAAUGGGGGAGGAGGAGUCUCAGUUAUACUGAGGAGAGGACGGACCAAUCAUAAGACACUGAAAGGGUAGCAAUGUACUGGCUGUCCCAAAUUGAACCCUAUUCCCUAUAUAGUGCACUACAUGGACCCAUAGGGCUCUGGCCAAUGUAGUGCACUAUAUAGGGAAUAGGGUGCCAUUUGGGAUGUACUACUACUCUACUUCCUGGCCAGUCAGUAAGCUAGUUUGUAGUGAUGUGAUCUCCUAGUCACCUAUAGAGUUAACCAUUUUUUUUCUAGUCAAGAAAGUAUUAAAAAAAAAAUAUAUAUAUAAUUAUCUUCCCAGAACAAUUAGGGGAACUCAAGGCCAGAAUUCAACAUGAAGCGCGCUGUAGGUACUUCCUGAUUGAGCCGACAUCUGCAGCCCUUCCUGUGCAGAGCAAGGGAAGGAUACUUCAAGCAGAACAUAGAGAUUCCCCGAUACAUAGAGAGAGACUCCCCAAUUGGGCAAAAGACCUUCCCCUCUGCGACCCAGAAACCAAAUGGUCAAGGAGCGUGUCAAUACGUUAAUCGGAGAACGAAGGAGGCUGUGGCCCCUCCCAUUACGGAUUUCCAGAGGAUGUGACAGGAAGUGACACACACCCUUUUAUUUUUUCUAAGGAGAAAAGCAAGCACGCGUUUAAACUACACGCUACGCAUCCUUUUAUCUAGAAAAAUAUUAUACACCACAUGCUAAAUGAAUUGAAGCAUCAAUAAAGAUACUAUUUAAAAAACA
Molecule: messenger RNA, 3202 nt
Organism: Oncorhynchus mykiss (rainbow trout)
Lineage: Eukaryota; Metazoa; Chordata; Actinopteri; Salmoniformes; Salmonidae
Source: RefSeq, a predicted model, not a curated record